Kazachstania africana CBS 2517 is the source of this 993-nucleotide messenger RNA. RefSeq names its product ribonuclease (gene NUC1). NCBI's taxonomy places the organism in Eukaryota, Fungi, Ascomycota, Saccharomycetes, Saccharomycetales, Saccharomycetaceae. Gene Ontology annotation, biological process: apoptotic DNA fragmentation. The record is from RefSeq and is a predicted model, not a curated record. Bases 1 to 993 code for a protein of 330 amino acids. Gene Ontology annotation, molecular function: RNA endonuclease activity; nucleic acid binding; metal ion binding. The transcript has a single exon. Gene Ontology annotation, cellular component: nucleus; mitochondrial inner membrane.
AUGAUUCUGACGGGGAUAACUUUAAAACAGCUGUCUUCUGCAGUAGUAGGAGUCGGUGCAGGUUCUGCUGUUACUUAUUAUUUUGUAAAUAAACCCGAGGAGCUUAAGUUCCCAAGUGUUGUCGUGGAUGAAAGGAAAAGAGAGAAGAAUGGAUUAUCGAAGAAAUUGAAUAUUAAUCCAGAAGGAUUUUUUAAGUAUGGUUUUCCUGGUCCUAUUCAUGAUGUGCAACGAAGAGAUCAGUUUAUUUCAUGCUAUGAUAGAAAAACGAGAAAUCCUUACUGGGUACUUGAACAUAUCACACCAGAAGCAUUAUCUGUGAGAGACAGUGAUAGAAAAAAGUCUAUAUUCAAAGAGGAUGAGUCAAUUCCCGCAAUGUUCAGAGGAAAAUUGAAGGAUUAUUUCAGAUCUGGUUAUGAUAGAGGUCAUCAAGUGCCAGCGGCUGAUGCAAAGUUCUCUCAAGACGCCAUGGAUGAUACCUUUUACCUCACAAACAUGUGCCCACAGAUUGGUGAAGGCUUUAACAGGGACUAUUGGGCUCAUUUUGAAUAUUUCUGUAGAGGUUUGACUAAGAAAUUUAAAAGUAUUAGAAUAAUGACAGGUCCCCUAUACUUACCGAAAAGAGAUGAAAUUGAUGGAAAGCUCAAGGUCACAUAUGAAGUUAUUGGUAACCCGCCUAAUGUUGCUGUUCCAACCCAUUUUUUUAAGUUAAUUGUUGCUGAAGGCAGCAAUGCCAAAACUGAAGAUAUUUAUACAGCAGCUUUUGUGCUACCGAAUUCUCCCAUCCCAAAUGAAACUAAGUUAACUGAUUUUGAAAUUCCGAUUAGUGCAUUAGAGAGAAGUACAGGUCUGGAACUUUUGCAGAAACUUCCAAAAGAAAAGCAGCUUUCUUUAUGUGAAGAAGUCGAUUGUCAGAUUGUUGUGAGAGAGUUUAACAAUUCCACAAAACAACUACCAAAAAAAACAGUACCUGCUCUACCAGUCCAAAAGGCUUAG